Linderina pennispora is the source of this 1314-nucleotide messenger RNA. RefSeq lists its product as uncharacterized. NCBI's taxonomy places the organism in Eukaryota, Fungi, Kickxellomycota, Kickxellomycetes, Kickxellales, Kickxellaceae. The record is from RefSeq and is a predicted model, not a curated record. The transcript has 2 exons. Bases 1 to 1314 code for a protein of 437 amino acids. Gene Ontology annotation, cellular component: peroxisomal membrane. Gene Ontology annotation, biological process: very long-chain fatty acid catabolic process; fatty acid beta-oxidation; peroxisome organization. Gene Ontology annotation, molecular function: long-chain fatty acid transmembrane transporter activity.
AUGGAGCGCACGCAGGGCAGCGAUUCAGCAGAGACACAGGCAGACAGCAUCGUUUUCGACCACGUCACGGUCAAGCAGCCGGCUGGGGUGCACCCGCUGACGCUGCGCAUCGACCGCGGUCAGCACACGCUGGUAGUUGCACCCACAUCGCACCACCGGCACUUGAUCAGGCUUCUGGUCGGCACCGACCAGGCACAGCAGGGCGUCUUGCGGGUGCCCAGCGGGGCCGGGGAAAUCGCCUGUGUGACCAGAACGCCCUACAUCAAGCCGCACAGCGCGCUCUGGGACCAGCUGGUGUUCCCGCACGCCAAAGCGCAGUCCCUGGCACGCAACCUGCUUGACGCGUGCGAGCACGACUGGGGCCGCGCGUGCGACUGGGCGAGGGUUCUGUCGGCGCAUGGGCUUACGGCAUUGGCGGUUGCGCGGAUGCUGUAUUUGGCGCCCAAGUUUGCGGUGGUCGAGGACCAGGCGCUGGGGGUGCUGGGGGAGGAGGCAGUGGGGAGGCUGGCGGAGGUGAGUGGACAGCACCACGUAACCCUGAUCAUCCUGGCUGCGCCCGGCUCGCACGCAUACCAGCCGCUGCGCGGCGCCCUGGCGCGCGUGCUGGAGAUCCACGACGACGGCUCGUGGCGGUUCAGCGGCGUGGGCGGCGAGCACCGGGCAUUCGACGUAGACGAGCCAAAGCGAGCGGUCUGGGGCGAAAUGUCCGGGCAGCUCGUGCGGCGGGCGUCGACACUAAGCCAGUGCUCGACGACCGAGCGGCGCUGGCUCCUGACGCCGGAGGUUCACGCGAGUCCUGGGCGGCAGUCGCCUGCGCUGACCAGCAGAUCAAGCGUGUCGGAUAUUUCCGGUGAUCUGGCGCGUCUAUCGGUCAGUGAGCGGGUGGUGGUUGCGGUGGUUGCGGAGAUGCGCGCGCCUGAGGAGGAGCAGCAGGACAGGACGGAGGUGAGUGGAAUUCCGCGGCCCGGCCAAAAGGAGCCCGACAGCGAUCCACAGCGCGGCCACCGGCAGUACGCGCGGACGCCGCGCAGCUACGCCCGGCCGGGGUCGCGCACGGAGCGAGCCGCGCCGAGCCGCCCGUUCAGUCGCGCCGAUGGCGAGUCGCCCGAGGUCGUGCAGGAGAGCGCAUUUGCGCAGGCGCUGUAUGCCAGCCCGACGCGCAUCCCGCGGCCGUCGGCCAGGCGCCAGGCGGACAGCGCCAGCAUCAGCAGCGUCAGCAGCAGUGCCAGCAGCACACGCCCCACAGCCAUGGCUCCCCGUGUGUAUGUGGCGAAGAGUGCGAUCCGCGCUGACGACAUGCUGGCGCUGCACUGA